This is a messenger RNA of Lachancea mirantina, 798 nucleotides long. The record is from the annotation of a GenBank genome assembly. NCBI's taxonomy places the organism in Eukaryota, Fungi, Ascomycota, Saccharomycetes, Saccharomycetales, Saccharomycetaceae.
AUGAAUCACGAUCCAUUUCAAUGGGGCAGACCCUCUGAUGAUGUUUAUGGGGCUUACAAUAGCAAGAUUGCCAAUGCUUCCCCUUACCCUUCGAUGAACACACAGCAACCUAUCGUGACAGGAACAUCUGUCAUUUCAAUGAAAUACGACAAAGGAGUAAUAAUCGCGGCAGACAAUCUGGGAGCAUACGGGUCUCUGCUGAGAUUCACAAAUGUCGAGAGAUUGUUCCCUGUGGGAGAGAACACGGUAGUGGGUGUAUCUGGUGACAUUUCGGACAUGCAGCACAUUGAGCAUUUGCUGGACGAGAUGCAGAUCGAAAACAACUACGACAAUCAAUACGCGGACGACGAGGAGGCUUUGAGGCCUAGCAACGUUUUCGAAUAUUUGGCGAAUGUCAUGUACAAUCGUAGGUCCAAAAUGAACCCGCUUUGGAAUGCAAUCAUUGUCGCUGGUUUAGAGAAUGGUAAGCCGUUUUUGAGAUAUGUCAAUCUUCUUGGGGUUACGUACUCGUCUCCCACGUUAGCCACCGGUUUUGGUGCCCAUUUGGCCGUUCCUUUGCUGCGGAAAGUAGUUGACAAGGAAGAAGAUGCGGCCAAAACAUCACUCGAGACCGCUAAGAAAACUGUGGAAGAGUGUAUGAAAGUAUUGUACUACAGAGAUGCGAGAUCUUCUCGGAAAUAUUCAGUGGCAAUUCUCGACAACGACAAGGGCCUGGUUUUCGAGAAGGGCGUCCAAGUGGAGGACAUGGUAUGGGGUUUUGCAAAGGACAUCCGAGGCUAUGGCACUCAAAAGGUUUAG